UUUCACUUUAAAUGCGUGAACCCAACCUCAUUUCUGGUUUCGCUCAAGCAAGCUAGUGAUGACUUGAGCUGAUCUGUGAACCUUCUCUCUCUCUCUCUCUCUCUCUCUCGCGCAGAGCUGCACGGAACGAGGGUUUUCAGGGAGGAGAGCUCUAAUUGCUCAACUUAACCUGAAAGGAUGGCAACUGACAAACGAUCUAGUCGCAAUAAGGAUGAUAAUGAGAGUAAUAGUCCAAGAAAGAAGACCAUUAUUGAUAAAGAUUCAUCUACAUCAGGCUCUACAACGCCAGAUACCACUGGUUUAAGAAGGUCAACUAGGGAGACACCAUCGCGGAAACAGAUAAGCUCAAGCCCUUCAACUGCAAGGAAGUCUGAGUGGAUUGAGAAUAGGACGCCAAUGACAACUCCAGUUAAGAGGAAAUCUGAGAUGGUUGAGAAAGAGACACCUAGUCCUUUGAGAAGGUCUGACAGGGGUAAGAAACACCUGUCAUCGAGCUCUUCUGGUUCAAAGAAGUCUGAAGGGGGGUCUGGUUCAUCGGAUGUUAAAUUGAAAAAGUUAAAAACAGAGAAGAGUGUGAUACAGUUGACAUUGGAAGCUAGGGAAAUAAGUAGAAGAGAAAAACAAGAUCCAAAAUCUGUUGGUGUGAAAAAAAAGAGAAUGGAUGCUCGUACUUAUAAGUCUUUGUUUAAGCAACAACGAAGAAGGGAGACUGUGCCAGAUACUGAUGAGGAGCUGGAAAGGCCAGAUAAAUUGUCUCAAGUUGACAGUAGCUGUUGUGGAGGUAGUGUUUCUAAACAAGUGGAAGAUGAAGAGGAUGGGAGUGAUAAGUUUUUGGAGAGGAUGGGAGAAGAAUGCACUGAGGGAGCUCGUGAAGGUUGUGCGGAGAGAUCGAAUUGUAGGUUAAGAAAUUUUGAUGCAGAAGCCUUAGGAAAUCAUGGUGAAGUGGGAGUUUCAUGCUCAAGUCAGAAGCAUAGUUCUAGGGAAGAAACUUAUGAGACUUCCGAAGGAAAUGAUUUAAAUGCCUCAAUGACUGAUCAAAGAGUCGAUGAAACUCUUGAUGGUUCUGAAAGUGUGCAAGUGGAUUGCUCUGCAGUGGUGAAGUUGCAAACUCCGGAGUUAGUAGGUUCUUCUUGUAUGGGAAGAUUACGUGAUGAUGAUAUUGAUGAGGAAACUGGCGACAAAGUGUCAUCUAAAAGAAAGAGGUAUACAGUGGAGAUGGAUUCUAAAGCUUCCGCAAAAUUUGAAAGUGAACGUAUAUGCACCACUAAUGUGGAUGCUGUUUCUCCACCAUCAUCUGGGUGCAAAAGGGAUAAUUGUUUUGGAGCUUGUCUUACAUGUUCCAAAUGGAAAAGAGUGGAGCCUGAAGUCAAAGUUCAAGGAUUGGUUGACAAAAACAACGGCAUUGCACUACGGAAGGAGUCUGCUUUAGAUGUUACAUGUUUCAUCUGCAAGCUUGGUGAAAAGCUCCUGGCACAAGACAUGCACCCUACUCAACAUUGCAGUACUUCAAGCUCUAAUAUAAUGUGCUGUGAUGGAAAGGGUUGCAAGAGAAGUUAUCAUCUCACAUGUUUAGAUCCACCUUUGGAUGAUGUCCCACUGAGAGAUUGGCACUGUUUCUCGUGUGUGAAGAAGAAGAUAGAAUUAGGUGUCCAUUCUGUGUCUGAAGGAGUAGAGUCAAUUUGGGAUGCUAGAGAAAUAGAGGUGCAAGACACUGAAGGAUCACGAAAACAGAAGCAGUAUUUUGUUAAAUAUAAAGGUCUUGCUCAUGUUCACAACCAUUGGGUACCAGAACCUCAAUUGCUUCUUGAAGCACCAUUGCUUGUUUCAAAGUUUAACCAAAAUAAUCAGGCUAUGAAGUGGAUGGAACAGUGGAGCGUGCCACAUCGUUUGCUAAAGAAAAGGUUGUUAAGGUCUCCCAAACAGCAAGAUGACUAUAACAAUGGGCAUACUGUUGAUAUUUCUGAUUGUGACUCUGAAUGGCUUGUUAAAUGGUGUGGCCUUGAUUAUGAGUGUGCUACGUGGGAGUUGGAGAAUGCUUCUUUUCUGCAUUCACCUGAAGCUCAGAUCCUAAUAAAAGAGUAUGAAAAUCGUCUUCAGAGGGCAAAGAGAGUUGUUUCUUUCUCUCUAGUAGAUAAGAAUUCGAAGGGCUCCUUUGUCAAACUUUCGAAGCUGCCAGUUGAAGUCUUACCUGAAAUUGAUUAUAAUCAACUAAGCCCUGUUAACAAGCUGCGUGAUUAUUGGCACAAAGGCCGGAAUGCUAUUGUUAUUAAUCGCCAGGAGCGAGUAACGGAGGUGGUUUUGUUUAUCUUGUCUUUGCUGUCCGAUGUUAGUCAGCCUUUCCUCAUCAUUUCAAAUUCCAGUGUUCUUUCCUUAUGGGAAGCUGAGUUCUCGCGAUUGGCACCAUCUACUGAUGUUGUAGUUUACGGUGGAAGCAAAGAUAGUAGAAGAAUUAUCAGGACAUUGGAGUUUUCUGAGGAUGGGGGUUGCACAAUGUUCCAAGUACUUUUAUGCCCUAUAAAUGCCCUUGUUGAGGAUCUUGAAAUGUUAGAGUGCCUUAGAUGGGAAGCAAUCAUAGUUGAUGAAUCCCAGCACAUUGGGAUAUCUAAACAUUUUGAACAAAUUAAAAUGCUAACUACUGAAGUUAGGGUUCUCCUUUUCAAUGGCCAAUUUAAGGAUAGCAUUGCUGAGCACUUUAAUCUGCUGUCAUUGCUUGAUUCUCCCAGUGAUGGCCCGAAGACUGACUUAAAUGAUAAUCUUGGUAAAUUAAGGGAGAGGUUGUCAAGCUUUAUUGCAUACGACUGCAAGUCAGACUCUUCUAGAUUUCUAGAGUAUUGGGUUCCUGUUCUGAUAUCAAAUGUGCAACUUGAGCAGUAUUGCGCUACUCUACUUUCAAAUUCUAUGUCUCUGCGCUCUUGUUUGAGGAAUGAUCCUUUUGGUGUUCUUCAUGAUAUUCUUAUUUCUACACGGAAGUGCUGUGAUCACCCGUACAUUGUGGAUCCAUCUUUAAAAGGCUUCUUAAACAAAGGUCUCCCAGUGGUAGAGUAUUUGGAUGUGGAUAUAAAAGCAAGUGGCAAGUUACAACUUCUUGACAAAAUACUCUCAGAGAUUAAAAAUCGAGGACUAAGAGUAGUAAUUCUUUUUCAGCCAAUUUUUUCUGGAAGGAAUUCAAUUGGGGAGAUAUUGGAUGACUUUCUAAGUCAGAGAUUUGGUCGAGAUUCCUAUGAACAUGUUGAGGUGGGUACUCUCCCGCCAAAGAAACAGGCUGCUCUGAACAGGUUCAAUGACAAGAGUAGUGGGAGAUUUGUGUUUUUAUUAGAAAACCGUGCUUGUCAGAAUAGCAUCAAAUUGUCGUCUGUGGAUACGAUAGUCAUAUUUGAUAGUGAUUGGAACCCAGCAAAUGAUUUAAAAGCGCUACACAGAUUAUCAAUUGAUUCGUCUUUUGAACAGAUUAAAAUAUUCCGUUUAUAUUCAUCUGGUACUGUGGAAGAAAAAGUUUUAGUCCUUGCUACACAUGGUACAACUCUUGAUAGCAAUUUACGGAGGAUAAGUUGCAGUAUGAUGCACAUGCUGCUAAUGUGGGGGGCCUCAUGUUUAUUCAAUAAAUUGGACGAGUUUCAUGAUGGUACUAUCUCAACCACUGGUGCAAAUAUUUCUUCUGAGCCAUCACUUCUCAGAGAUGUAGCCAAGGAGUUCAUGGCUCUACUUUGUCACGAUGGUGAAAAUACAUAUACAAAUAACUCUUUCAUUAUAAAAGUUCAACACUCUGGGGGAAUUUACAGUAAGGAUGUUUCAUUGCUUGGUGAGCUAACAAUUCAGUUGACAGAUGGAGAUGAACCCCAGGUUUUUUGGACAAAGCUGUUGGAUGGAAGGAAUCCUCAGUGGAUACAUUCAUCUGGCCCAGCACAGAGGAACAGGAAAAGAGUCCAGUAUUAUAAGGACAUACCAGAGAAACCAGUAGUUGAAGCUGAUGAAGUUGGAAAGAAACGCAAGAUGGUGGUGAACAAUAAUGCUGAUCCAGCUUCUCUGAGUCCCAGACUCAAGGAAAGUGAACUUCCAGGAGACGGGGGAGGAGGAUCUGGAGUUCCAACUGGUAGUGCUUCUCAACUUCUGCCUAGGUUAACUGCUUGUGUAACUGGUGCACUAAAUACAAACCAUGCUUCCACCUCACCCUUUCCCUCUAAUGGUAUCUCAUCGUUACCUGAAGUUGAAAUGGUUGAGCCUGAGGAGGGAGUACGAUUGCGUGAUGUGCAGAAAAGUCUUCAUGUUCUUCUGAAACCUGAGAUUUCAAAACUCUGUGAAAUUCUACAACUUUCAGAAGAUAUCAAGGUUAUGGUUGGAAAGUUUCUUAAAUACGUUAUUGAUAAUCAUCACGUCAAUAGGGAGCCGGCAACUAUAUUACAGGCUUUCGAGAUAUCUCUGUGUUGGAUUGCUGCUUCAUUGCUGAAAAACAAAAUUGACAAGAAGGAAUCACUUUUAUUAGCGAAGCAACAUUUGAAUUUUGGAUGCACUGAGGAUGAGGCAAACAAUGUGUAUUCAAAAUUGCGGCUGCUGAAGAAAAUGUUCUUACUCCGUGUAGAGAAUUUUGAGGACUCUGAGUCAUCAAAAGAUUCUCUAUCAGCUGAGGACAUUAUGAAAGAGCUACUAGAUGCAAGAAUAUCUCAAUCGGCAGUAUUCAGUCGGCAAAAUGUAAAAGUUGAGAAUGAAGAGAGAUUAAAGAACCAAGAAUUUGCCGAGGUUCGGCUCCUUUCGGAACAGGUACAGGCACCGAAACAUAAGAUAGAGGGGAAAGAAAUAUCAAAAAGAAUCAAGCUUAUUCAGAAAAAGUGUGAAAAGCAGAUGACAAAGCUCAUUAGAAAGCAACAGGUGCAAAUUCAGGAGUUCUACAAACUUUGGGAGUUAGGGAGAGUUGAAAUAGAGAAACAGCACAAUUGGGAGACAACUCUUGUUUACUCCAUACACAGUGAUAUUCCAGUGAGGCUGGAAAAGCUCAAGAUAUUAGAUGAUGAAUUUGCGAAGAAAAGGGAAGAACACAAGCGCCAAAAGGAGACACGCCUUAAAGAUCUUGAGGCAAAGCAGUUGGCUGAAAGGAAUGUGGAGAGGAAAAAUGCAGCUCGUUGGCUGGAAAUAGUUAAGUCCCAGGCACAAGCUGAACUAUCAGGUGAGCUGCCUUUGAAUGGAUUUGAAUUUGGAGGUACCAUUGAACAUAGAGUUCAUAAUGACCGUAGGAACAAUGCCUCUAUCUCUGGUUGCCUUGUAGAUGAACAAAGUCCUAACGGAAUGCAAGCUAGUGAGGUGACACCAUCUGAUAUCCCUACUACUGCUGCCAGUGAAACAGUAGGAUGUGGUGUCACCAUUGAAACUCCAACCCUUCCAUUGCAUCCAAAUCAUGAAACUGAUGCAGUGGAUUCUAUGGCCGAAGCAUCAAUUACUGGAUUUGAGAAGCUCUCCAACUUGACCAGUUCUGCUGAUACUCCUGAGAACAAUGUCUUCGCGAACCCACCUUCUAAGGUUCGGAUUAUUGAUGGAGCUCCAUCAAGUGCACAAGAAGUGCCUGAAAGUGCUAUGAAUGAAUUGGUGGGCGCUGCUGACUCUGUCGAAUUUGUAAAUCUUGAUGUAGAGUCCGAUAGAGAUGGCUUAGACACGUCAGUCCUGGAUGCUAGCACAAACCAAAAUGAGGCAGCUGGUAGCUCCAUCAAUGGUGACUCACUUUCCGUGGAGCAGUCUGUGUUAAGAGCUCCUUUGGUGCAGCCAGUUAUUACUCCAGCUCAAGCUGGCAUGUCUCCACAAAAUUUGGAUAAAUUUGCUCAGUUAUCAACGUCUACUGGACUACAUGAUAUAGAUGCACGAGUUAGUGGAUAUCAAAAUGUUCCCACUGGUGCCGGACCGGCUGAUCAAACUAAUCAUGAAUCAGUGGUGAUUGAGCAUCUCGAGCUACUACAGCUGUCACCAUCUGCUGAUUUAUGUGUUGAUGAGAAUCAACUUAAUAUAGGUUCAGCUUCUGGAGUUGAACAACCUCGUAGUGAAGGGCACAUCACUUCUUUUAAUAUGGAGGCUUCUCAAAUUGCUGAGGCUUCAUCACAACUGGUUGAGGAUACUGUGGGGCUUCAAAGUCAAGUUGUUCCUGGCACACAUUUGGGCAUGCCUUCUCCAAUUGAUGCUCUUGGUGGAUUUGAAACACAUCUUCCAUUUGGUCCACACCAAAUGGCCUCUCGGAUGCCAGCUCAUCCUUCAUAUCCUGAUCCACUUCAAAACGAAUUGGAAAGGUUACGUAAAGAAGCAGAUCAAGCAAUGAAGGUCUAUGAAGAUACGAAGCAGCAGCUGAAAUCCGAUUGUGAGAAGGAGAUAGAGGAAAUUAUUGCUGAAAUUUGUCGGAAGCAUGAAGCUAUACUUCAUGCUGCUGAAGCAGCAUUUUUAUUGAAAAAAAAGGAGCUUGAUACAAAUCACCAGAAAGUUCUCAUGAAUAAAAUGUUGGCUGAGGCUUACCGGUUGAAGUGCCCAGACAUCAGGUCUUAUGGGGCCAUGGGAAUGCAGCAAGUUGCGAAUUCAAAUUUCAUGCACUCUCUGCUAUCAUCACAGCCUGCAGCAGGGCCUUCCCUUCUUGCUGGUUCGUCUUCUGUUGUCCCAGCUGCCGCCAGCCAGCAGACACCACUGCCACCGAUGCAGGUUAUGCAGCCCCCAUCACCGCCUGUGCAGGUUAUGCAGCACCCAUCACCGCCCUUGCAGGUUGUGCACCACCCAUCACCGCCGGCACAGGUAGUGCACCACCCAUCACCGCCUGUGCAGGUUGUGCACCACCCAUCAGUCCUUUUCUCAAGCAUGCCAACCGGGCCCCCUCCAACUGUAAAUCUCCAAGUUGUUAGUGAAAUACGUGCCCCAGCUCCCCACCUUCAACCUUUUAGACCUUCCUCAUCCAUGUCUCCAAUCUCCUCUCUUCCACAUGGGUUGCCAAGUCAACACAUACCAAGAAAUCAUCGUACAACUUCUCUUGCGGUUCCCCUAGCACCACCCAGACCACCUACCCCACCACCACCACAGCCGCCUACACAUCGCUAUGGUGAUUAUGAGAGGAACUUGCGGCCUGAAUUCACAGGAGGGUUACUGGGUCUUCAGAACUCAUCUCUAUCUGCGAUGGGUUUGCUUGCUGCUUUUGAUAAUCAACGUGGUGCAUGUCCACCAAACUUCUUGCCGCCUCUACCUGAUUUUUCUUCAACUUUUGGUGCACUGGACGGAGCAUUAGGUAGUGAAGGAGAUAGUGGAAGGAUUAACUUGGCCCCUUCAGGUGUAGAAGCAACUGACAUUGUUUGUUUAUCUGAUGAUGACUAACUUGUUAUGAAUGUUGUAAUCUUUUGCAUAUAGUUGGGGGUCUUAUAAGCACCGGUUGUGGAGAGUUUCUUUGAAUGGCUGACUGGGAAGAGGGCAAGAAAAAGUCCCAUCCCUUUACUCUGAAAUUUGGUGUUGUAUAUGGUUUGUUUUCAUAUAUGAUGCAGCAAUCCAUUUUAUUUAAAUGUCUUUUUUAUUAGAAGUAACGCUUUUGCCUCA
Molecule: messenger RNA, 7539 nt
Organism: Camellia sinensis
Lineage: Eukaryota; Viridiplantae; Streptophyta; Magnoliopsida; Ericales; Theaceae
Biological process (GO): heterochromatin formation
Molecular function (GO): ATP binding
Source: RefSeq, a predicted model, not a curated record